Molecule: messenger RNA, 6191 nt
Organism: Scleropages formosus (Asian bonytongue)
Lineage: Eukaryota; Metazoa; Chordata; Actinopteri; Osteoglossiformes; Osteoglossidae
Gene: mia2
Product: MIA SH3 domain ER export factor 2
Exons: 26
Coding region: 47-5755 (1902 amino acids)
Biological process (GO): vesicle cargo loading; protein secretion; endoplasmic reticulum to Golgi vesicle-mediated transport
Cellular component (GO): endoplasmic reticulum exit site; endoplasmic reticulum membrane
Molecular function (GO): protein binding
Source: RefSeq, a predicted model, not a curated record
AGCAAAUAAUGUGCAAUCUUUGUUUUCUGUUAGUGACAUUUCAACCAUGUUUGACACUUUAACAUCAAAGAUUCAAUCAGAUAUUCCAGAUGGUAAUAGAGAUUUACAGACCUACAAUGAACCAGCUGUAGAAUUAACAGUUGACAAAAUGGUCUCAACACAACUCCAGACUGGUAUUCAUGAUGUACCUGUAGAGUACCAUAAAAGAGAAAGCACCAAUCAGGAUGAGAGCAUUAAUGAACCUCACCCUAGUAUAUCAAGUCAAAAAAUUACUCCUAUACAUCAUGAAACGCCGUCAGUAGCAGAGCAGAUAGAGGACAUACAAUCAGCCAUCAGUACUUUGAAACCUGAGCUUGAAUCACUUCAGUCAGAGCCUUCAGGUAUCAGUAAUUACAUGUCAGGCCAUACACAAUCAAAGGCGUCACAAGCUGACGAGCUUUCUCAGAAAGGAGGCAUAUCUAAUACCGAUAAUGGGAAAUCUGAAAAUUUACCAACUGAAGAGCAAAUAAAAGAAAAAUAUAACACAGAUAUUUCUGACAGCCUUAACAGUAGUACAGAUCUUUCAUACCAUUCUCCUGGCCAAAUCAACUUAAAUUCUUUUAAUAAUACUCUAGAUUUACAAGGUAAAAUUAUUGCUGAUCAUCCUGUGGUUGCAGAAAAAACACUGGAUGAGGUUCUCAAAGUUGAUAUUGUCAAGGAGGAAGAAGAGUCCUUACGUCCUGAAACACAUUACCACAGCAGGGAGGAUGCUCAGUACCCUAGAGCAGAUUACGGUGAACAAGAGUCAACUGUGAACAGCAGGAAGACAUUAGAGUCAGGUGGUGGAGUAGAGUCAGCUGUAAUAGACAGUGAAGAUAAAUCAACAAUAUUUCAAAACAGAAAUGAAUCAUCACUCAGUGACAGAGGGGAGCAUUCAUCUGUGACUGACACUGAUGGUGGGUCAUAUGUGACUGACAGUGAGAAGGGAUUAGCCUUUACUGACAGUGGGAAGAGAUCACUUAUGACUGACAGUGAAGACAAGUCAGCUAUGACUGAAAAAGAAGACCAGUCAAAUGUUAGUCGCAAUGAGGAGGGCAUGGAAGAGUUAAUCAUGGCUGACACUGGGAAAGGAUCAUCUAUUAUUUCUAACAGUGACAAGUCAACUGUGAAUGAAAGAAGGGACUGGUCAAUAGUGGUUGAAAAAGGAGAAGUUUCACCUGUGGUAAACAGUGAGGAGGAAUUAAAAUUAACUGAAAUUGGGGAAGGGUCAUCAGUGAUGUUAAGUGAGAAAAAGUCACUUGAGUCAGCUCACAUUGAAAGUGAGGAGGGAUUAAUUGUGUCUAAGAGUAAGGAGGGCUCCGUUGAUAUUGAUGUUGACAAUAUAGAUAUGACUGCCACAGCUGAUGUUUCUGUAGAGGAGGUAGUCUUAGAAACAUCUGAAAUUAACAAGGUAAAUGUUUGGGGUCCUCACUUAAUGUCUUCUACCAGAGAGGAAGAAAACCAAAUUAGCUCAAGUUUGGUUAAUGAAGGAAAAGAAUACCAGGGCAGUGUCAGCGGUAAAGAUGAAAAGGAAUGUAUUGAAACUCUUGAUGCAGACACAGUUUUUUCAGAAGAAAUGUUACAUAAAGUUGAUGAUUUAUCUGUAAAAUCAGUCAACACUGAUGGAGAUGAAAAUAAAUUGUCACACCAAGUUAUUUUCUCUGAACAAAUAGAAACAGGGCAACAAUUUGUAAAAAGUGAAGAUACAAGAAUCUGGUACAAAACUUUAAUUGAUGAGCAAACAGAUGCGAUUGAUGACAAGAAGGGAAAGGAGGGUCAAGUUCUUCCUCAGAGUUCCACAGAAAAGAGUCUGGGGAAUUCAGAUAAUAGGAUACCACAUGUUAGAACACUUGACUCCCAUUCUGGUCUUCUCCAAACAAAAUCAGACUACACACCUGAAGCAACUGCAGGUGGAACAUACAAAAAAACUUUAAUAGAGACAGAGGAAGCUGCAACAGAAAUACAUCCAGAGAGUAUCAUCAGUUUUUCAGUUGGCAAUUCAAAACUAGAAAAACCUCAAAUGGCCACCGAGGACUUCAGUGAAGUUAAUCAGUUCCAGGAUGAAAUUAGUACCUCUGAUGAAAGUAUGGCAAUAACUUGUGGUUCUUUGUCAAUAUGCAGUCAAUGUGCCAAUCAAAAGGAGACAUGUGCUGAGAAUGUUAAUGCUGGGAGUGUUUACACAAAAACUGCUGAGCAAGAGGAAGCAGCAGAUGUCCCUACAAUUACAUCAGAUAUAAGUCAGGGUGAAGCAUUUGCAGAGGAAACAAAUGAAAUGCUGAUGGAGGAAGCCAAGUUUGUCAAAGGAAGUUCUUAUUCAGAAAGCAAGCCGCUUUCAAGUAGUGGUAAACAUUCUGAAACAUACAGAAUGCAAAGUGACAAAACUGACACAAUGAACCAGCAGAAAUCAAGUGAAGCACAGACCGAAUUGCAAAGAACAGAAAAAGAACAAUUAGUUUUAGAAGUAACACACGGAGAGAAGCUACCUUUGCAUCAAGAGUUAGACGGAAGCAAUGAAUACAGUGAUCAUAAGGUGAUUUCCAAUAUAGAUGCAGAUUUCACUUCAACUUCCAGCAGCAAACCUCGUGAAGAACAAUCCACAACAACAGACAAAAGUAAUGUAGAAAAUUCGGAGGACAUUUUUCUUGAAGGCUCCAUUGAUGCUUUCAGCAAUGGGACCAUUAGUGAAGAGCAUACCGCAAAUGAACCCACAGAAGAGAUCACGGAAACAUCACAACAAAAGAAAUACGCAGAAACAGCUCAAGAGCACAUAUUUCCUGAAUCACAGUCUCAUAGGAUCCCCGAUUCUCCGAAGGAUACGUUUAAAUCUGCAAAUAUUCUAAGAGAAUAUAAAAAUAUUCAACAACACAUGACUGAGGAGGAUCUUCUUCAAGUGUUGGACAUAUUAGGGAGGCACAAACUUCUGUGGCUUGACUAUCACCUGGGCAACCCUGAGGAUGAGGGAAUAGUUGAAAGCUUUAACGAUGACCUCCCUAUUUUAUCCGAUUUUGAACGGAUGCUGCAGUAUCACAUUGAAAUGACUGUUACUUCAAAAGGCAGUCAAGAUGAUGAUGUGAAGGCUCAAGUUAAAAACAUCCCACUAGAAAAACUAAAGACUCUCUUAUCUACCAUAAAAAGUAGAUUCUCUCCAGAAAGGCCAGCUGUCAAUAUAAAUUCUAAUCAAGCAGGUACAGACAGACCAGAAUACCUACAUGCGUCCAUCUCUAACGGUGAGAAAGACAGGGAUGCUCGGGAGGGAGAUAUAGCAGCUGGGAUAAACAGACUUUCUGAAGAUGAGGAGCUCCACACCACAGGCCAGAGCAGUGCUGGAUUUCAUCAGAGCCCUGUGUCCACUUACAAGACAGGUGUGACUGACGUUAUUGCCCUCUGCGUGACUUUUGCCGGACAAGUUGCUGUGCAAUGCAAGGACCGUAUUCAGUCCAGUUUCUCCCUUUUGGAAGAGGUGGUUUCCUCUCUGCCCAGUGACAUGACCCCCGGGCCUGACCUCCUUGGCCUGCCCUGGGAAGCAGUGAUCCCUGCUGUCUUAGUGGGAAUAAUCACCUUACUGCUCUUCACCUGCAGAUCCUACCAGUCUAUAAAGAGCAGGCUGUAUGUUGGUAAAGAAAGAAAGAUGGGGCAGAAGGUGGCUGAACUCCUUGAAGAAAAGUGUAAAGUGCUUGAAACUCUGAGUCAGUGCCAACACAAGUAUGAAGAGCUCGAAGAAGCCUUGCAGAACGGAGGAAUUUCGGCACAUGCCUCUGAAAGAGAGGACCUGGAGAUAAUGUCUAGGAAGCUUGAGGAAUCAAAUUCUCAACUAAAUAAAGAGCUAGAACAGCUGAAACAGGACUUGAAAGCCCAGACAUCCAUGCGUUCACAGCAAGAGGAAGUGUUGGCUGGCAUGCAGGAAACGCUGAAAUCCCUGGAAGAAGAAUCAAAAGGCUUAAAGUCGAAGAUUGAGCAGGCGCAGAUAACUGUGAAAAUUCAUAACAUCAGCAGUGAAAAGCUGCAGACUAACUUGCAAGUAGCAAAGGAGGAGAAUGCCCAGUUGUUGGAGAGCAAGGCCCAGCUUGUGCAGGAAGCUGAAGGCUGGGCAGAGCGUCUGAGUGAGCUGGAGGAGGAGAUGAAGAUGUGUGAGAGCUCCCACAAGGCCAUGCUGGAGGAUUGCAGUAACAAGGACCAGCACAUCAAGUCUCUUACAGACUGCUUGCUGAAGAUGAGGGACUGGGACUCUGAAGAGGAGGAUCAGGCCAUUGAGGAAGAGCAAGAGGGUACCUCUGUUGGUGCAGGAGACAACAGGGAUGGUCCAGAUGUGCAUCAGAAGCAGAAAGUACAGAAGCUUAUUUAUGCAGCAAAGAUGAGUGCUGAUCUGAAGUCUCUGGAGGAGGAGAAAAACAGGCUGUUCGCCAGGCUUGCUGAUGAAGUCAAAGCCAAGGAGGACCUCCGCGAGGGGAUUGAGCGACUCCAUAAUGAGAAGGAGACUCUACAAGCGGAAAGUGCAACAUAUACCAGUGAGACACAGAAGCUCCAGCAGAAGUUGCAGAUCAUGACCGAGAUGUACCAGGAGAACGAACUCAAACUGCACAGUAUGUUGACUGUAGAGGAGAGGGAACGGCUACAGAAGGAGGAGAAGCUGAAUAAAGCUGACAAGAAGAUCUCCCAGGCUGCUGAGGAGCUGAACACCUAUAGACAGAGGGCCCAGGAACUUGAGGAAGAGCUGGAGAAGACUAACCAGGCUUACAAAAAUCAGAUUGCAGCCCAUGAAAAGAAGGCUCAUGACAACUGGUUGGCUGCACGGGCUGCUGAUCGAGACCUUGCAGACAUGAAGCGGGAGAACGCACUUCUCAGGCAGAAGCUGACAGACUCCCAGUUCAAACUGGAGAUGGUGGAGAAAGAUCCCUUCAGUGGAAGACCCCCCUUUAGAGGUGAAAGAUCCCCAUUUGGACACUCUCCCCUUGGACGACCCUCUUCCGAGACCAGAGCCUUCCUGUCACCACCCACCUUGAUGGAUGGCCCACCACGCUUGUCUCCCCAGUUUCCUCUGGGACAUGGCGGUCGAGUGUCGCGUGGCCCUCCGAGCCUGCCUGACCACCCUGUCGCGAGUGAAGGCGAGGGCCAUGGCCCUCACUCCGACAGCGGCUCAGUGUCCCCCACCUGGGAGAGGGACCGCAGGGGCCCUGUGCCCCCUCCAGGGUACCCGUAUCCAGAUCCAGGCUUUCACUACCGUCGACCUCCGCCUGGUGCCAUGCCCUUAGGUCCCUUGCCACCCAGGGGUCCCGGUCCAGCUGAGGUCCACGUUUUCAGCACACGUCCCAUGGACAGAUCCGCAGACGCAUCGCUUCUGAGCAGCCAUUCCGAUGGCCUGGGUCUAAAUGAGAACAGGAAUAGCUUUUUGUCUGCACCUGGAGACCCAAGGAUCCCCGCAGAGGCAGACAUCCAAAAGGACCCUGGUAUGGGGAUCCCCACGAUGGGCCCCCCGCCUCUUCUAGACCCCAGACAGCAAUUACCCCGGAGGGGUCUCUACGGACCGCCAGAUUUUUUCCCUCCUCGAGGACCUCCAAUGGGCAUGCGUGGGCCACCUCCACCUGGAAUUUUCCCCAGAUUCCCUCCUCCACCCCCCCAGCACAUGGGCUACCCUCCUAUAAGACCCCUUCCUGACAGUCUGUCCGGACCCCCUCGCAGACCAUCCCCUCCAGGCAGCGAACAGCCUCCUGAGCAAGUCCCCUCACAAGAAAUAAUCUGAGUUGGGACAUUACCUCCUGUGUGUCACUUUGUUACUCGUGGUAGGAGACAGACCCUUCACUGAGUUUUGAUUGGCAUAUACGACAUGAAAUGUCUCCUAACUUAUUGAAGUGCUUCUAUAAUGUUGAGGGGUAGUCAUCCUUGAUGGUGGUGUGUUGUAGUUGCUGAGCAAGUUAAUAUAACCUGUUGCUCAGCCUCUCUCCUAGUCACUGCUUUUACCACAUUGAAGUGUCUAACUGAUGUAUUUUCCCCUCACUCAGCCUGGAGUACACCCAUGUGGAAGCCUUAGGGUGGAGUUUCAUGAGACAGUCUAAGUUGUGUGUGUUCUCUCCACCACUCAGUGUAGAAGACCAGGUUUGAAUAGCUCUUGCUUCUAUCAGGAGAGUGCAAGCUGCCUUUUUUUGAGUGAGACUUUUUAAUUUAAGAACUUUUAAUAG